Miscanthus lutarioriparius is the source of this 2397-nucleotide messenger RNA. The record is from the annotation of a GenBank genome assembly. Lineage: Eukaryota; Viridiplantae; Streptophyta; Magnoliopsida; Poales; Poaceae.
AUGCAGAGUCAGCGCGGUAGCGCGCCGCUCGGGCUCGCUGCCCCCGCCGCGCCGCACAUUGGUCGUAUGCUGGCCGAGGGCCUCCGGCCGGGCGCGCUCGAGCUCGCCGCGGCGAUCAGGUCGGCCACAGCCGUCCCGGGCGGCGGCGGCGGCGCCCUCGCGAGGUGCCUCCACGGGCUCGCCGUGAAGGCCGGGCGCGUGGCGAGCAGCGCGACGGUGGCGAAGGCGGUCAUGGACGCGUACGGGAGGUCCGGGUCCCUCGCGGACGCCCUCCUGGUGUUCGACGAAAUGGCGCGCCCCGACGCGGUGUGCUGGAACAUCCUCAUCACCGCGUGCUCUCGCCGUGGGCUUUUCGAGGACGCUUUUGUUUUGUUCCGGUCGAUGCUCUCCUGUGGCGUAGUGGGGCAGAGCAUGCCGACCGCAGUGACAGUGGCUGUAAUUGUUCCGGCGUGCGCAAAGUGGAGGCAUUUGCGGACCGGCAGAAGCGUCCAUGGCUACGUGGUGAAAACUGGUUUGGAGUCAGAUACUCUCUGUGGAAAUGCAUUGGUGUCAAUGUAUGCAAAAUGUGGUGGAAGCAGGGCAAUGGAUGAUGCACAUAGAGCGUUUUCUUCUAUUCGCUGUAAAGAUGUUGUUUCAUGGAAUUCGGUCAUCGCAGGGUACAUAGAGAAUCGGUUAUUUCAAGAGGCACUUGCGCUGUUCAAUCAGAUGAUCUCACAUGGAUCUCUUCCAAAUUAUUCAACAGUGGCUAUUUGGGAGUAUAAUGGGAAAGAAGUGCAUGGUUUCGUGGUCAGGCAUGGUUUGGAAAUGGAUGUAUCUGUUUCUAAUGCACUGAUGACACAUUAUUCCAAAGUGCUUGAAAUGAAGGCUGUAGAAUCAAUAUUUGCAAGUAUGGAUAUGAGGGAUAUCGUAUCAUGGAACACCAUUAUUGCAGGAUAUGUGAUGAAUGGGUAUCACUAUAGAGCAUUGGGCCUGUUUCAGGGGCUUCUGUCUACAGGAAUUGUUCCUGAUUCUGUUUCUUUUAUCAGUCUGCUCACUGCUUGUGCUCAAGUAGGUGAUGUCAAAGCAGGGAUGGGGGUUCAUGGUUACAUCCUUCAAAGGCCAGUACUUCUUCAAGAAACAUCCUUAAUGAAUGCUCUUGUCACCUUUUAUAGUCACUGUGAUAGGUUUGAUGAUGCUUUCCGUGCUUUCACCGAUAUUCCGAACAAAGACUCAAUUUCAUGGAAUGCACUUCUCUCUGCUUGUGCCAACAGUGAACAGCAUAUCGAGAAGUUCUUUGUACUGAUUAGUGAAAUGUGCCGUGGGGUAAACCAGUGGGAUUCAGUCACAGUCUUGAAUGUUAUACACGUGAGUACCUUCUGCGGGAUUAAGAUGGUCCGUGAAGCUCAUGGGUGGUCCCUACGAGUUGGUUAUACAGGUGAAACUUCAGUAGCAAAUGCUAUUCUGGAUGCUUAUGUGAAGUGUGGCUACUCACACGAUGCAUGCAUACUUUUCAGAAACCAUGCUGGGCGGAACAUUGUAACUGACAAUAUAAUGAUUUCUUGCUACCUGAAAAAUAACUGUAUAGAGGAUGCUGAGGUGAUCUUCAACCAUUUGGCUGAGAAAGACCUGACUUCAUGGAAUUUGAUGAUCCAGUUGUAUGCGCAGAAUGACAUGGAUGGUCAAGCUUUCAGUCUGUUUAAUCACUUGCAAUCUGAAGGCUUGAAGCCUGAUAUUGUUAGCAUUGCAAACAUUCUUGAGGCUUGCAUCCAUUUGUGUUCUGUACAGCUUGUGAGACAAUGCCAUGACUACAUGCUCAGAGCAUCCCUAGAAGACAUCCAUCUUGAAGGAGCUCUUGUUGAUGCAUACUCAAAGUGCGGCAACAUAACCAAUGCAUAUAACAUCUUUCAGGUCAGCUCAAAGAAGGACCUUGUCACAUUCACUGCCAUGAUUGGAUGUUAUGCGAUGCAUGGAAUGGCAGAAGAGGCAGUAGAGCUGUUCUCUAAAAUGCUUAAACUUAACAUUAGGCCAGACCAUGUAGUUCUGACCACGCUCCUGUCAGCAUGCAGUCACGCAGGGCUGGUUGAUGCAGGAAUCAAAAUUUUCAAGUCCAUCAGAGAGAUUCACAGAGUUGUAGAGACAGCAGAACACUAUGCGUGUAUGGUUGACCUUCUUGCUCGUAGUGGACAUCUCCAAGAUGCAUAUAUGUUUGCCUUGGAUAUGCCCCCUCAUGCAGUCAAUGCCAAUGCAUGGAGCUCCCUGCUAGGGGCAUGCAAGGUCCAUGGAGAGAUCGAAAUUGGCCAACUCGCUGCUGAUCAGUUGUUCUCAAUGGAAGAGGGGACAUUGGGAACUAUGUCAUUAUGUCAAACAUCUAUGCAGCUGAUGAGAAAUGGGAUGGUGUUGAGCAUGUCCGGAAACUGA